AUCCGCGAUCCCCAUGCAACAACACCCUCUCAAACGCCCUCUCAAUUGAAUGCAUGGCAUGUCACUUUACCGCGCUUGUGUUUGUUGAACGAUAUCCGGUUCCUUGUGCAUGCUGAUUGACCAAUCCUUCAGGAUCGAUGAGUGCUUCUAGAAAGAGACCCGGCGAUACCGAUGAUGAUGAAGUCGAUGUGCUCAAGGUUGUUGUAGAAGCUAGGGCCAAAGGCGGACACCCGAACAGUACAUAUGACGGCGAGACCAGACCAAAUCGAGAAGAGCACACCAGCUGCAGUCGAUACCCCAAUGGCCCGGCUCACACAAGGCACACAGCUAAUAUGGCAUUACCUGCAUUGGCGAGAGCAGCGCCGCAAAAGAAGGCACCCAACGAAACAGAGGAACAUGAAGGUGACGCGACGAUUCUAAAGGUCGUGGGAGUCAGGGCUAGGGCAGCCAAUCAAGAACUCCAACGAGAAGACGGUGCUCUGUUGGACCAAAGCAACAGCAGAUCUCGUUCUACGACAGUGAGUGAGAUACGCCCAGGGGCUUAUGCAGGAGCCCCCGGUGAGGCUCUGCAGAGAAAUCCGUCGGUGCGAUAUUCUCGCUUGGAACAAGGGAACGACCUCCAGAUGGCUCAAGUUCCGCAACCCCCAGCUGCAUCUAUGGACCCGGAAAUUGGAUCACUGAUGACCAGCCAACAACCACAGCAAGACAAUACCGAUAGAGACUUGACUGAAGCAGAUCCUGUCACGAACGAUGAGCUGCCACAGGCUGUUGAAUGGGAUGAAAGCAAGCGGUCCAAGCGUGGCCUGGCAAUGGACCCAACGAAAUUGGUCCUAUUGGCCUUUUGCGCUCUUUUUGUCCUUACUGGAAUCGUGGUGGCCUAUAUCAUGUUGUCACCUUCCAAGGAAAAGCAUAACAUCGUGGUCACAAACUCCCCCACCCCGACUGACUCGCCGCCAACCCCGUCACCAACACUCUUUACCAGGGAUGUGCGAUUGAAUUUGCUUCUGCCGAAGGACGCGGUAGAUUCAAUCCAACAACCCCCAUCGCCUCAGUCGCAAGCUUACAACUGGACGCUGCGUGACCCAUCCUUCAACUCCUAUCCUGAUGAUCGUCUCCUUCAACGGUUCAUCUUGGCUACCUGGUUCUAUGCCACGGAUGGUCCCUCAUGGUUCAACAACUCCCACUGGCUAUCCUACACAGAACAUGAAUGCCACUGGUUUCAGAAUAGCUUCCCCAUCCACGUUCUCUCUUACCUGCCCUAUGAAUACCCCGAUCCCAUGACAACACCGUGUCGCAACAUGUCAAAUCUAGAUACUGGGUGGCAAUAUGAGCAUCUAUCCUUGGCACAAAAUGGACUCGAUGGGAUUAUUCCCAACGAACUUUUCCUACUGACUUCUCUCAAGAGCAUCGAUUUUGGUUUGAACCUCAACUUGAGGGGCAAGUUAUUGGUUGGUGAUCAAAUCAGUAAACUCUCAAAACUACAGUUCCUGGGAAUAUCCAACACUGCCAUGCAUGGAUCCAUCCCCACAGAAAUUGGUACCCUUACAAAUCUUGUGGAUUUGUCAUUGGCCUUUGAGCAGCUUACUGGUGUCAUCCCCACAGAGAUUGGAAAGCUGACACUACUCAAAUACCUAUCGUCACAUCGGACACAACUGCAAGGGCCACUUCCAUCAGAAAUGGGGCUGCUCUCAAACAUGCUGGCCAUCAAUUUGGGGUCCAAUCAAAUGACUUCAACAAUCCCGACACACCUCUUUUCCUUACAGAAGCUCAUGGCUCUUUUCUUUUAUGAGGCUCAAAUGUCAGGGACAAUUCCCACAGAAAUUGGACUCCUCACAGACAUGGUCCAUUUGUAUAUUGGCCGGAAUAAAUUUGAAGGCACACUGCCUAGUGAACUGGGCUUGUUGGCCAGCUUAGAGGUCUUGACCAUCAACAAUGUCAACAUCACAUCCACCAUUCCAACAACAUUGGGUCAACUGUCACGCUUGUUUGGUCUGAGUUGUUUGGGAACAGGUCUCACAGGGACCAUUCCUUCAGAGAUUGGACUGGUGCCAUUUGUGGGAAGUGACAGCCCAUAUUCUGUCUCUUCUGAAUUUAGAAUUUACCAGUUGGGUCCAUACUUCUCUCUCGUGAAAAACAGCCUCUUGACUGGUCCGAUCCCUUCUGAAGUGGCCAACAUGCGAGGUUUAGAGUGGCUCCAGCUUGUUGACAACCACUUGACUGGAUCGAUAUCGCCUGCACUUAGCCAGUUGGAUAUGAAAAAGUUGGAACUUUAUGGGAACUCCUUUUCUGGGCCACUCCCGUCUGAAAUUGGCUUGUGGGGCAAGUUGUCCCAAUUCAAUGCUUCCAACAAUGGCAUUACCGGGAGCAUUCCAGGAGAAGUAGGUCUGCUGGCAGCGGCAGGAGGCAACCAGUCCACUGUCCUUGAGUAUUUUGAUGUAGCUGGCAACGAUUUGGAAGGUACAGUGCCAUUCGGCUUGUGCACCUUGAAUGACACGCUGUUAUUUGACUGCGGAUCUGGUCUUUGUGGUUGUGAUUGCUCGUGCGCUUGAUUGGGGAAUGCGGUUUGUUUCCAGCAACAAAACACGUUGCUAUAGUUUGUAUCCAUCAUAGCUAUCGUAGUAUCCAAGUCGAUCGUCCAUGAAAACCGCUGCGUGUGCUUCUUUCAUAAACGCCAAACACCAUGUCCAAUUCCAGGCCCACCGCAUUCGCCUACAUCCAACGAUGAACUGCUUCAGCUGUUGUCUCGACCGUCGCUGUACGCGUCAAGUCGGUGUUGUGGAG
Molecule: messenger RNA, 2781 nt
Organism: Seminavis robusta
Lineage: Eukaryota; Bacillariophyta; Bacillariophyceae; Naviculales; Naviculaceae
Source: the annotation of a GenBank genome assembly